Molecule: messenger RNA, 1458 nt
Organism: Rhizoctonia solani
Lineage: Eukaryota; Fungi; Basidiomycota; Agaricomycetes; Cantharellales; Ceratobasidiaceae
Product: S1/P1 nuclease
Exons: 9
Coding region: 1-1458 (485 amino acids)
Biological process (GO): DNA catabolic process; translation
Cellular component (GO): ribosome
Molecular function (GO): structural constituent of ribosome; endonuclease activity; nucleic acid binding
Source: RefSeq, a predicted model, not a curated record
AUGACGCGAAAUUAUCUCCUUCUGGGUACAACUUUAUUAGCCCUAGCUACUCCCGCUCUCUGUUGGGGGCAAUAUGGGCACGAGAUCACCGCUACUAUCGCAGAGGCACAUCUUUUACCUUCGACGCGUCAGGCGAUAUGCGGCUUGCUUCCUGGCGCGUUCAAGUGUCAUCUCGCAGGAGUGGCGGCCUGGCCCGACCUGAUAAAACAAGAUCCUGAAAAUAACCUGCACUAUGUCAACGAGCGCAAGAAUGACAUUCCCCGAAAAUGCGACAACUUUGGUUCUUCUGGCUGGACAUCGGAUCAUAAUAUUCUCACUGCCAUCGUUAACCGCACGCGUGAUAUUGCUUCUACGGAUCCGAGUGUUCAUGAUGAAGCACUACGUUUUCUUGUCCAUUUCUUAGGAGAUCUUCAUCAGCCAUUUCAUCUUGCUGGUCUCUACCUAGGUGGAAAUCGAGUUGAAGUGCUGUGGAAUGGUCGCAAAACCAACUUGCACGCUGUCUGGGACGAAUCUCUGGUCAACCAUAUGAUAAUACAUACCACUGAUCAUGCGUCUCCGCUUCCGACUUCUCCAUCGACUCCCACUCUGGAACGCGAGCGGAACAUUCGAAUCGAGGAAGCCCUUCGAGGGUCCAUCUAUGAUGCAUACACGAGAUCUAUAUUAAUAGAGGGGAUCUACGGUCGCUGGGCCAACGAAAUACAAGAAUGGAUUUCCUGCCCAAAACCCAGCGUAUCCCUGCAUGACGUACAGCUCAGAAUGGCCCAGGGAGAUCUGAUGUUUGAUGACCCGGUCGAUGUGCCCGUCUGUCCACACCAUUGGACCAUCAAGACGCACGAGAUGCUUUGCACGUAUAUAUGGCCGCUUGGACUCACGGACAAGACGCCUCCCAGGGAACUGAACACUGCUGAUUAUGCCGAGCGCGUUCGUAGCGAGUUGGUUGUUGAGAAGCAGCUUGCGAUUGGAGGAAUGCGGUUGGCUGCGGUGUUGAACAAUGUUCUGGCGUCGGAGGACGACAAGGCGAGACCAAGAAGAGAAGAAAUGGUGGCCGCAACAAGCACGGCCGUGGCCACACCAGCUUUGUCCGCUGCUCCAACUGCUCGCGAUGGUGCGUUGGAUCUAAUCACGUCGUGCACUAUGGCUCAUGUAUUUGAUGACAGCGUGCCCAAGGACAAGGCCAUCAAGCGCUUCACUGUGAGGAACAUGGUCGAGUCUGCCGCAGUGCGUGAUAUCUCGGAUGCCUCUGUCUACAACGAAUACGCUCUCCCCAAACUCUACAUCAAAAUCGCCUACUGCGUUUCGUGCGCGAUCCACUCGCACGUCGUCCGUGUGCGUUCGCGCGAGGGAAGGAGGAACCGUGCGCCGCCCCCACGAGUACGGUUCAAGGACGGAAAGAAGGUUAACCCGGCUGUUACCGCUGCCGAGGGCGACAAGCCGGCUGCGGCUACUGCUGCCCAGUAG